Argiope bruennichi is the source of this 3268-nucleotide messenger RNA. RefSeq names its product juvenile hormone acid O-methyltransferase-like. The transcript has 5 exons. The record is from RefSeq and is a predicted model, not a curated record. NCBI's taxonomy places the organism in Eukaryota, Metazoa, Arthropoda, Arachnida, Araneae, Araneidae. Bases 97 to 903 code for a protein of 268 amino acids.
UCUUUCUCUUCUAAUGAUGUAAAUAAUUUCCUUUGAAUCAGAGGGCGAAACAUUUAGGAAAGUUUUCAGUCUAAGUAUAAAUCAUUGGAUCUGAAGAUGGCGUGGUGCGAAGCCACUAACGAUGAAACCAAAGAUUUUCUGUGUUCUCUCAGAUGGGGUGAUCUCUCUGGAGAGUUGGUCAUGGACAUCGGCUGUGGCAUGGGAUAUAUGUCGACUAAAUGCAUUCUGCAACGUUUUCCUCGAGUCAGUGAAAUAGUGGCGAUUGAUAAGGAUCCCUACUGCAUUCAUCGAUCGCAAAUGGAGUUCAAAAAUGACUCCUAUAAGAAAGUUAAAUUCCAUUGCAUAAGCAUUACCGACAUGGCUGAAUUAGAACCAUGGAAGGGAAAAAUUUCCAAAAUUUUCAGCUUUCAUUGUAUCUCAUUUGUGAGACGACAGGAGCGUGCUUUCAGAAACAUGUUCGAAUUACUGAUACCCGGUGGUCAAGCAGCUCUGCUCUUCGUCCUAAGGUCAGAAAGUGAUGACGUUUAUCUGGAGAUGAUGAAAAAUCCAAAAUGGUCACGGUUUUUCAGACAUAUGAAUGACCGGAAAAUAUUGAAACUCAGAGAGUCCGACCCUACGUAUUAUAGCAAUAUGCUGAAGCAAAUAGGCUUCCUGGUUCUGUUCUGUAGAGAGAAAAUAAUAGAGCAUGUUUUCUAUGACGAUGAAGAGUGCAAAGAUGUCAUUUGGGAAUCUACUUUGCUUGAAAACAUACCAAGGGAGCUGCAGGACGAAUUCGUGGAAGAAGCAUUUUCGACAUUUCUCACUUUACAUCCGAGAAAUGAGGCAGGAUGUCUGCAUUACAAAUACUUCAUGAUUGAAGUGUUGAUUCAAAAAUAUGAGAUUGCAGAUGGCACUGAAGAAUGAUUUUCAUUUUCAACAUUUGGAGGCAUAUAUGUAAUCGGAAAUCAUUCGUGUAUUUUAAGCUUAUUGUAGAAAAACUGUAGAUAAAAUGGGUAACUUGUUGUUCAAAAUGAAUCAUGAGAAUCAUUGAAUGGUGAGUUAAAUGUAUUAUAAUAAUCAUUAUUCAAAAAUACAACAUCAAAAAUUUUUUCUGUCCAAUUUUUCAAAAAAUAGUUAUGCUUCAAAAUAUGUAAGUUGUAGCACUUCGCCUUGUAGUUAUGUUUGUUGUUUUGUUACUAUUUUUUAAAAACUUUUCUUGCGAGGCAUAGAAUGGUGAGUUAUUUGUAUUGUACUAACGUGCAUUCAAAAAUAAAAUGCCAAGAAUUUUUAUGUAUAAUUUUUCAGAAAAUAGUUAUACUUCGAAAUAUCUAAGUUACAGUAUUUUGUCCAAUUAUUAUGCUUGUGGUUUUGAAACCAUUUUUCAAUCUUUUCCGAUUACUAUUCAAAAUUGAAUAAUGCGAAGCAUUGAAUGGUGAGUUAUUUGUAUUGUACUAACGUGCAUUCAAAAAUAAAAUGCCAAGAAUUUUUAUGUAUAGUUUUUCAAAAAAUAGCUAUACUUCGAAAUAUCUAAGUUACAGUAUUUUGUCCAAUUAUUAUGCUUGUGGUUUUGAAACCAUUUUUCAAUCUUUUCCGAUUACUAUUCAAAAUUGAAUAAUGCGAAGCAUUGAAUGGUGAGUUAUUUGUAUUGUACUAAUGUGCAUUCAAAAAUAAAAUGCCAAGAAUUUUUAUGUAUAGUUUUUCAAAAAAUAGCUAUACUUCGAAAUAUCUAAGUUACAGUAUUUUGUCCAAUUAUUAUGCUUGUGGUUUUGAAACCAUUUUUCAAUCUUUUCCGAUUACUAUUCAAAAUUGAAUAAUGCGAAGCAUUGAAUGGUGAGUUAUUUGUAUUGUACUAAUGUGCAUUCAAAAAUAAAAUGCCAAGAAUUUUUAUGUAUAGUUUUUCAAAAAAUAGCUAUACUUCGAAAUAUCUAAGUUACAGUAUUUUGUCCAAUUAUUAUGCUUGUGGUUUUGAAACCAUUUUUCAAUCUUUUCCGAUUACUAUUCAAAAUUGAAUGAUGCGAAACAUAGAAUGGUGAGUAAUUUGUAUUGUACUAAUGAGCAUUGAAAAAUAAAAUGCCAAGAAUUUUUAUGUAUAAUUUUUCAAAAAAUAGUUAUACUUCGAAAUAUCUAAGUUACAGUAUUUUGUCCAAUUAUUAUGCUUGUGGUUUUGAAACCAUUUUUCAAUCUUUUCCGAUUACUAUUCAAAAUUGAAUGAUGCGAAGCAUUGAAUGGUGAGUUAUUUGUAUUGUACUAAUGAGCAUUGAAAAAUAAAAUGCCAAGAAUUUUUAUGUAUAAUUUUUCAAAAAAUAGUUAUACUUCGAAAUAUCUAAGUUACAGUAUUUUGUCCAAUUAUUAUGCUUGUGGUUUUGAAACCAUUUUUCAAUCUUUUCCGAUUACUAUUCAAAAUUGAAUGAUGCGAAGCAUUGAAUGGUGAGUAAUUUGUAUUGUACUAAUGAGCAUUGAAAAAUACAACAUCAGGAAAUGUUUUCUGUAUAAUUUUUUAUAAAAUAUAGUUAUACCUUAAAAUGUGUAAAGGUAAAAGUGUAGUUUAGUGUUCCCCUUGCUGCGCCAAGGAUGACAAGUCGCCAAUAAAGAUGGCGGACAAAAUAAACACUUCUACAAAACAGUUAUGGUUACCACUUUCUGCAUUGAAAUUAUGAUCUUCAUUAAUAAGUAUUGUUUUAUCUGAGAUUUUUUUUAUUUUUUUAACCUUUGUGAUCACUGUCGAUGUUUAUUUUAACGAAUUAUCAAGGAAACCGUCAGAUCAGAAAAAGUAUUACGAAGUGUUAGAAAUUCCAUUGCAGACCAUUUCUAAAACGUAUACCGACAGUUAAGUAUUGCAAAAGAAUAAAUAUUUUCUGUUCGCAUUCACAUUAAAAAUAACAUUACAGUGUCUUAUUAGCAAUAAAAAAACUUUUAAUUAUAAUACAUAACUAAAUUAAAAUCAUUAACUGAUAUUUUUUAUUAUUCUUUAUUUAACAUUUUUCAUAAAAUAAUUGUAAUUCAUGUACAACUCAACCACUGUAAAAAGUAAUAAACAAAAAAGCAUUAGGGGUGCUAUAAGAUCGUUUCAUUGGGUUACCAUGUUGGUGACAAACUCGGGGGCACACUAAACUACACUUCAACCUAUGUAAAUAUUGGAUGACGUUCCUUUAUAAAUACUUAAUCUUAAUACUUAUACUUAAUCGAAUAGUUAUGUUUUUUGUUUUGUAAACAUUUUUGUAUGGUGGUAUUUUUUUACGAUAAUCCAUUUUUAUAAAUAUAUAUAUUUCUAUGAUUUGAAAUAUUUGGA